Messenger RNA from Onychostruthus taczanowskii (white-rumped snowfinch), 910 nucleotides. Its product is annotated as zinc finger protein ubi-d4-like. NCBI's taxonomy places the organism in Eukaryota, Metazoa, Chordata, Aves, Passeriformes, Passeridae. The record is from RefSeq and is a predicted model, not a curated record. The transcript is spliced from 8 exons. The annotation marks the transcript as partial. Gene Ontology annotation, cellular component: nucleus.
AAAACGGUGUGGAAAUGCCAGGAAAACAGCAGGGAGGGGGAGGGAGCUGGGCUCACUUUGGGCCGUUGUGCCACAACCUCGGGAGAGUUUGGGAAUUUUGUCCCACCCUGGGAUGAUUCCCAGGGGUGUCGUCCCUCCCUGGCCGGAUUUUGGGGGGUUUCCUGGGCUUUCUCGGCAGGUUUGGCAGCGGGGCAGCUCUACUCGUACCCGGCGCGGCGCUGGCGCAAGAAACGCCGCGCCCACCCCCCGGAGGACCCCCGGCUCUCCUUCCCUUCCAUCAAACCCGACGCGGAGCAGGCGCUGAAGAAGGAGGGAAUGGGAAUGUCGGGAGAACGGGAAUUCCGGGAGUCGGGAGAACGGGAAUUCCGGGAGUUGGGAGAACGGGAAUUCCGGGAGAACGGGAAUUCCGGGAGAACGGGAAUUCCGGGACGGAUCCUGGAGCCCGACGAUUUCCUGGACGAUUUGGACGACGAGGAUUACGAGGAGGACACGCCCAAGCGCAGAGGGAAGGGCAAGGCCAAGGGAAAAGGCGUGGGGGGCGCUCGGAAGAAGCUGGACGCCGCCAUCCUGGAGGACCGGGACAAACCCUACGCGUGUGACAACAGUUACAAACAAAAGCAUUCCUUGAAACCUCCCGACCGAGUCUGCGGGAAGCGCUACAAGAACCGCCCGGGGCUCAGCUACCACUACGCCCACUCGCACCUGGCCGAGGAGGAGGGCGACGACAAGGACGACUCGCAGCCCCCCACGCCCGUGUCCCAGCGCUCCGAGGAGCAGAAAUCCAAGAAGGGUCCCGACGGGUUGGCCCUUCCCAACAAUUACUGCGACUUCUGCCUGGGGGACUCCAAGAUCAACAAGAAGACGGGACAGCCCGAGGAGCUCGUGUCCUGCUCCGACUGCGGCCGCUCCG